Molecule: messenger RNA, 2124 nt
Organism: Rhizoctonia solani
Lineage: Eukaryota; Fungi; Basidiomycota; Agaricomycetes; Cantharellales; Ceratobasidiaceae
Exons: 11
Coding region: 1-2124 (707 amino acids)
Source: RefSeq, a predicted model, not a curated record
AUGUGGCCGACCUUCAAGACCGAGCACCCCUUCAGGAAGACCGAAGUUCUUCCUAGGGACAUUAAGCUGGCCACAUUGGCAUUCGGGUUCACGUUUUGGCUGAAAUUCGCCGUUGCGGCAUGGAUCGGCAUGAUCAGUAUAUCGGUGUAUUGCAUUUGGUUACCCGCAAAGCUUCAGAUCUCGGAAACAUACAUCCGAUUGAACUGGUACUGGGAUCAUAUCGAGAAAAUACUUUACUUGCUCACCGAUGCGGCUUUAAACAUGCUAUUCAUUCGUCUGAUCCGACAGAGACUGUUGAAAAAGUUUGACAAACUCGUUGCAAUGAACUUGCGAAUGAUAUUUGUUUCACUUUCCAUGGAUAUCAUAAUCAUCGGGAUGCUUAGUUAUCGUAACGAACUAGUCUAUAUGCAGUUCCACCCGGUAGCAUUUAUGGUCAAGUUGGAGAUCGAAAUGUGCAUGUCUCGGCUCAUAGUCAAGGUAGCCAGAGGUACUGGGAUUGAUGUAAAGGACCAGAUAAUGUACCGAGAAAUGACCGAAGGUCCUGGAAAUGCAUCCGGGAGGGGUGUCAGUGUUCAUGUCACUACUCAAGUGAUCACUCGAACUGAUAACUCAGGGGCUGAUUACGAGUUUGACCGUGGUACCAGCAUAUCCAUUUUCGGUCAAUCUCACAGCGCAUUGCUCUCACAGGGAACAUUCGUGAUGCCGCCACGUUCUAAACGAAAAAGACCAGCAGCUCCCGCGCGCCUCACCCGGUCUAAAGCCCAGGCUCCUCAAACUCCUGAUGAACAAGCAGUUGCAGAACCCAGCAAAUCCACAAGCAAUGAGGAAGACUCAGUUCUGGAUCCAUCGGCUCGUCAGAGUAGGCCACGUUUGAUUAUGGUGGUUUUACCGGCUUCAAAAAGGCCUACCCCCAAGACGUCUUCAGCGCUUUCACCAGUCUCUCCUGAUCCAUCUAACACCAUGUCGCCGCUCCAGAUCUGCCCGAUUCAUCUCCCAUCCAAAUACCUCAACCCGCACGACAGUCGACCCCAAAAGUGCUGGGAAAGAGAAGUAGGCAGAAAACGGGUAUUGGCUCGCUCCCUCCUUCGUCGCCCCGCCAAUGUCGUCCCCAGCUCAAGAUCUCAAAUGGAAUCAUUCAUCCGGCCCUGCCUUUCGACUCCAACUCCUUCUCCCUCUAGCCGAGAUAACAUGCCAGAGCCUAUGCCCCCCUCUCCCCACCCAAGCUCCCCCUCCGCCGGUGUACAUCCUGAACUUGAGGUCGUGCACUCUGGUCGUUCGCAAACACCUGAAGAGGUUGAGAUAAACAAGCAUAAGCCACCAACAUCACCCGCACCAUAUUCAGACACAGUCUCUGCGGACGACCCCUUUGGUUUCCUGGCCGCAGAAACCCGUCUUCGGGAACGGCGUAUUCAGAUGGGAAUAGAUGAUAUAGAAAGUGGCCCCCAGAUGCCUUCUUCGGGUGGACCCGAGGCUUUCGAUCAGUCGGUCUAUGAAGAGGCUUUCGCAUCCAUAUUCUACGAUCCCCAAACGGGAACGGUUCCACUUCCCAGCGAAGCAGAAUCACGAAGAACACGGCUCAAACGCAAGCAUACCAUGGAAGUCGUCAUACCUACGAAUACCAGGGGAAAGGAGAAACCUAAACAAGACGAAUCGAUGAAAGAUGCGUCAAACGACCCCUCACCAAAGUCCAAGCCCUCCAAAAGGACCCAAAAGGGAAAGGAGAAAGCCAAGGAGCCUGUUCUUACCACUUAUGAGCUGGAAGCUAUGCUACCCCAUCGUAUUAAACGAGUACGAAAACCACGGACCAAAGACGAGGAGAACAUCACUCUCAGUGAUGUCGACUCGGAGGAACCGAGCUCUCCAAAGAAAUCCAGGGCGGCGUCCACAAGGAAAAAGGCUGGCCAAAGUGUUGCGAUAACAACCAAAAAAGGCUCAAAAGCUCCAAACCAUAAAUAUUCUAAGGCUGAGAAGCCUACAGGUCGACAGUCUAAACGAAUUCGGGGCGGCGAAAUGGCUGACACAGACGAGACACGCAAGCGAUUCGAAAUUGAACGUAAACGCCGCUUGGAAGCAUACAAGGCACUCGACACAUAUACACUUGAAGAAGAGGAAGUGGUUUGGUAA